GCGGGCGGGGGAGAGCUCCCGGGGACCGGCCCGGCUCACGCCGGUGUAAAGGCUACCAAGGGGACAGCGCAGGGGGGGAGGAAGGGGGGGAAGGGCUGUAGGAGCGGAAGCGGGGCGCGUGCGGCGGCGCGAGACCAGGGGGCCCCUUCCUCCCUCCCCCUCCUCCCCAAACUACCUCCACCCCAACCCCCCCUGCAGCCUGGCGCGCGCCGAGGGCCCGCACAGCAGCGGGCUCUCCCCCGGGCCAUGUCCGCCUACUGCCUGGGCUUGGCCAGCAGCGUUUCAGCACCCGCCGAGGCGGACAGCGCCUCCUGCAUGGAGCUGCCGGGGCCCGGCGGGGACGCAGUCCGGAGCCCAGCCGCAGCCGCCGCCGCUGCCGCCUUAGUGUCCUUCCCGGGUGGCCCGGGAGAACUGGAACUGGCGCUCGAAGAAGAGCUGGCGCUGCUGGCGGCUGGGGAGCGGCCGCCGGACCCGGGAGAGUUUCCCCAGGCCGAGCCGGGGCUUCUCGACUCCGCCGAGGCCCCGGGCCCCGGGCAGCUGCUGCAGCCAUCCUCGCCCCCGCGGGAACCCGAGCUGCUGUCGGUGAUCCGGCAGAAGGAAAAGGACCUGGUGCUGGCUGCCCGGCUGGGCAAGGCGCUGCUGGAGAGGAACCAGGACAUGAGCCGGCAGUAUGAGCAGAUGCAUAAGGAGCUGACGGACAAGCUGGAGCACCUUGAACAAGAGAAGCACGAGUUAAGAAGACGAUUUGAGAACCGAGAAGGCGAGUGGGAAGGAAGAGUGUCUGAAUUGGAGAGUGAUGUGAGGCAGCUGCAGGUUGAGCUAGAGAAGCAGCAGGUUCACCUCCGAGAAGCUGACAGAGAGAAGACAAGGGCAGUCCAGGAACUCUCUGAACAGAACCAAAGACUCUUGGAUCAGCUCAGCAGGGCAUCAGAAGUGGAGCGUCAGCUCUCCAUGCAAGUCCACGCCCUCCGAGAAGACUUCCGGGAGAAGAAUUCCUCAUCCAACCAACACAUCAUCCGGCUGGAAAGCCUCCAGGCUGAACAGGUACUUGAAAUCAAGAUGCUGUCAGAUCGCAAGCGAGAGCUGGAACAUCGCCUCAGUGCCACCAUGGAGGAGAAUGACCUGCUCCAGGGCACAGUAGAAGAACUUCAGGACCGUGUGCACAUCCUGGAGAGGCAGAGCCAUGACAAGGACCUGCAGCUCCAUCAGAGUCAACUGGAGCUCCAGGACGUCCGGCUCUCCUACCGGCAGCUCCAGGUGAAGGUGGAAGAGCUCAGUGAUGAGCGGAGUCUGCAGAGUUUUAAUGCCACUAGCACAUCACUCCUGUCCGAAAUCGAGCAGAGCAUGGAGGCUGAGGAGCUGGAGCAAGAACGAGAACAGCUGAGGCUGCAGCUUUGGGAAGCCUAUUGUCAGGUCCGCUAUCUCUGCUCCCAUCUCCGGGGGAAUGACAGCGCCGACUCAGCCGUCUCCACAGACUCCUCGAUGGACGAGUCGUCAGAAACGUCGUCAGCCAAGGACGUGCCAGCCGGCAGCUUGCGCACGGCUCUCAGUGAGCUCAAGAGGCUUAUUCAGAGCAUAGUGGAUGGAAUGGAACCCACGAGCUCCCGGAGAAUUGACGAUGAUACCUUAGAAGAGCAAAUAAGACAAACGAAUGAGGACUCAAGAGCGCUAAGGGAACUGAUGGAAGGAGAAAGAGGGAAACUGAGGCAGAGCCUAGAAGAACUACAGCGACUUCAUAGCCAGGUGACAAUGCUGAGCGUGGAGAUGACGGCACUCAAGGAAGAGAGAGAUCGCCUUCGGGUAACAUCUGAGGAGAAGGAAGCCAAGGAACAGCUUCUCAAAGCCAUCAGGGACCGAGAUGAGGCCAUUGCAAAGAAGAACGCAGUAGAAAUGGAAUUGGCCAAGUGCAAGAUGGAUAUGAUGUCCCUGAACAGCCAGCUCCUGGAUGCCAUUCAGCAGAAACUGAACCUCUCACAACAGCUUGAGGCCUGGCAGGAUGACAUGCACAGGGUCAUCGAUCAGCAGCUGAUGGAUAAACACCAGAAGGAAAAGAGCCGGCCUGCUUCUUCCUUCUCCAGUGGCCACAGAACAGGGCGGGGGGAUGAGCCCAGCGGGGCUGAAGGCAAAGGGCUCUUCUCAUUCUUCAGGAAAAUUUAAAUUGGAAGAAAGCAUGGGGAGACAAGAAGAACCUGAGGGAGGGGGCGAGCAGCUGGGCAUGGCCACACAACAUUACUCAGCCCAGAAACCAGGCUUGGCCAGCACUAGGUGGCAGGGGUCCCACUGUCUACUAACUUGCCCAUCCCAUGGAGAGCCAGACUUGUUUUCCCCUCUGUGGGGAAGUCAGCAGCCCGCUGAGCCAGGCAUGCUCUGUGCCAAGCCCCCCAUAUACACACACUAGUGCUGCUGAACCCCAGGGAGGGUAAGAGCCCCAUCUCCCUAAGGAGAGAGAGGAGAAAGCAAUAGCCCUCUGAAGGCCCUUCUGAAAGAGCGAGGUCCAAGUGGUAGGCAGAGCCUGAGUCUUCCUCACGCCUCAGCUUACCCCCAGUUCAGGAAGCCUUCUUGCCUCCACCUUGGCCCACAGGAGUCCCUAAGCCUGGGGUGGCUAUCUCAGAAGGGGAGGGGGCCUCUGUGAUCCUCAGGCAGGGAGUGAGGUGUCAUCUGUGGCUUGGGCUGCUCCCCCAGUUACCCAUCUGUUGCCUAUGGCUGGGUUCCUGCUGCACAGAGCAGAGUCAGACAGAUCUCAGAGCUGCCAUCCCCUACCUGCCUGCAGCUCCCCUCCUACACACACACCCACACCUCACUUUGGGAACCUGGGAAGGGGAGGGUAGGGACCUUCUCUGCAUGCCUCAGGACCACAGUCAGAAGCCCCGACCUGGCUUUCCAUCUCAUCCAGGACCAGAGCCUGAGGCCUGACCCCCUAAACUGCCUCCACAGGGGAUUAGUCCCAAUGUCAGAACCUCCACGGUUGUAGUAAGAAGAAGACCCCUGCCGGCCCACUGCUGUUGAGUGUGUAUCAGCUGGGCCCAAGGGACAGAGAUUGAGAUACACUGAGCAUCUCUCUCUGGCUAGAACCAGCUCAUCCUGCAUCUCAGCAGCCCAGGACUGGGAUGCAGCUUAAACCCCUAGGUCUCCAAGAGAAAGGCAGGCAGGCUUCAGAUCAGAGCUCUCUAUUCUGCCAUCCUGGGGCAGGGGGGACAGAGGGGGCAGUUUUCCUCCUCAGUCCAUGCACACACCUGCACACAUGCACUCAUUGUUUCAAAGCCCGACCUAGGACUCAGCUCAGGCUCACUGUGCUUGUGGCUCCAGGCCCUGGGGGACCACACCGUUCCUCCCUCUUAUCAGCCGCUCCAUCCCUCUCCUGAUAACCUCAGCAGUGGAAGAACACUAGCCCCCAAGGAGAGAAGGAUCUGGUUUAGGGCCAGAAAGCAACUUUCUUGUUCCUAUUUCCUGGGGGCCGCUGGGCCUCCCAUGGCCGUGGGUGCAUCUAGCCCUUUCCUCCACACAAGCUAGGCCCCAGGGCCAGGGCCAGCUCUUAUUCCUUCCCCAGCCACCAAGCAAAAUUCCCUGGGCAGGAACACUCCAGCGUGAGGCCUUCAGCUAGAUACCACCCACUGUGCCCAGCAGGCUGCUGGGGUGGAGGGGGAGGUGGCCACUGGCCACUCCAUCCUAGGGCCUCCACCCCAAGACCCCAAGGGAGUUUGAGGGUAAAGGGGGAUGCUUCUUAGCAACCCUCCCUUCAUCCUCCACCCCAUCUGACCGGCUGCUUCUGCUCCCUCUUCAGCAGCAGCUGUGCCCUCUCUGCUGCGAAGACUCAACCCUGCCUUCAGAGAGAGGUUUCAUAGGGCCAAGGGUCUGCAAGCAGCUAUAGGGUUAGGUCUCCCUAGAGCUUCUAUGCGGUGGGGAAGCAUAGCCGGGACUAGUGGAAAGAACGUAUCUAUAGAUAUGUACAUACCACAGGGCUGGAAUUUUUGUAUGUAGCAAUCAUGUAAAUACAUGUAUGGAUUUUAUAAUAUACAUAUUAUAUAUAAAAAUCUAUAAAGGCAUAUUUUUAGAAAAAAAAAUGAUCCACAGCUUUUGUAAAUAGU
This is a messenger RNA of Dromiciops gliroides (monito del monte), 4085 nucleotides long. It is a transcript of the gene BICDL1, whose product is annotated as BICD family like cargo adaptor 1. NCBI's taxonomy places the organism in Eukaryota, Metazoa, Chordata, Mammalia, Microbiotheria, Microbiotheriidae. Gene Ontology annotation, biological process: Golgi to secretory granule transport; vesicle transport along microtubule. The coding region runs from base 247 to 2157 and encodes 636 amino acids. The record is from RefSeq and is a predicted model, not a curated record. The transcript has 11 exons.